This is a messenger RNA of Cygnus olor (mute swan), 6285 nucleotides long. RefSeq names its product vinculin (gene VCL). Gene Ontology annotation, biological process: cell adhesion. The record is from RefSeq and is a predicted model, not a curated record. Gene Ontology annotation, molecular function: structural molecule activity; actin filament binding. Bases 682 to 3882 code for a protein of 1066 amino acids. NCBI's taxonomy places the organism in Eukaryota, Metazoa, Chordata, Aves, Anseriformes, Anatidae. The transcript has 21 exons. Gene Ontology annotation, cellular component: actin cytoskeleton.
CCCCGUCAGGCAGCGGGAGCGCGCACGGCGCGCGCGCUGCCGCCUUCUUUCUCCUCAGCGGCCCCAGGGCGGGUGCCCGCAGGAAUCCCGCCGCCGCCGCCGCCGCGCCGCACCCCCCCCCCCCCCCGCUCUCCAAGCGGCUUUAAUCGUCUCCUUAUAUGGACACCAGAAUGUCUGACGUCACCCCACGCUGGGAAACCAGCGACCGCGCAACCGAGCUUGCCCGGGAAAGGCGGCGGGGGGGGGAGGGGGCGCUGGAAUGCUGACGGACGCGGCUCUGCGCCACUGGGGGCGGCGGCGGCGGCUCGGCCAUUGGGCGAGGGAGGCCGAGGGGGCGGGGAGGCGCGCGGGGUCUAGGUUGUGGCGCCUGAAAAGCCGCCGCCUGGCUGCCGUCGGCUGCCAGUGCGGGGUGGGCGCUGCGAGGCACAAGGAGGAGAGCUGAGGGUUCGAGUCCCGCCUCCGACAGCCCGAGCCGGGAGCCGCCGCUCCGCGCUGCCGCAGCCCGCCGGGGAGGGGCGGAGAGCUCGGGGUGGAUUCGUGUUUUUUUAUUUUUUAUUUCUUAUUUCCUCCCCGUUUUACUGCUUCCGCGGAGACCGCGGCUUUCCCCGUGCGGUGCCAGCCCGCGGGGCCGGAGUUUCGCAGGAGUUUGUGCGGACUUGGGGCCGCCCCGACGCCGCCGCCAUGCCCGUCUUCCACACGCGCACCAUCGAGAGUAUCCUGGAGCCGGUAGCCCAGCAGAUCUCCCACCUGGUCAUCAUGCACGAGGAGGGCGAGGUGGACGGCAAGGCCAUCCCGGACCUCACCGCCCCCGUCUCGGCCGUGCAGGCCGCUGUCAGCAACCUGGUGCGGGUUGGAAAAGAGACAGUUCAGACUACAGAAGACCAGAUCUUGAAAAGGGAUAUGCCACCAGCAUUCAUCAAAGUGGAGAAUGCCUGCACCAAACUUGUCCGGGCAGCCCAGAUGCUGCAAGCAGAUCCUUAUUCGGUACCAGCUCGUGACUAUCUGAUUGAUGGAUCAAGAGGUAUCCUUUCUGGAACAUCAGACUUGCUUCUGACAUUUGAUGAAGCAGAGGUCCGUAAAAUCAUCCGUGUCUGCAAAGGAAUAUUGGAAUAUCUGACUGUGGCGGAAGUAGUAGAGACUAUGGAGGAUUUGGUGACAUACACAAAGAAUCUAGGGCCAGGAAUGACAAAGAUGGCGAAAAUGAUUGAUGAAAGACAACAGGAGUUAACUCAUCAGGAACAUAGAGUUAUGCUGGUAAACUCCAUGAAUACAGUGAAGGAGCUAUUGCCAGUACUUAUUUCAGCUAUGAAAAUUUUUGUAACCACGAAAAACUCUAAAAGCCAGGGAAUAGAAGAGGCCUUGAAAAAUCGCAAUUUCACAGUAGAGAAAAUGAGUGCUGAGAUAAAUGAAAUAAUCCGUGUAUUACAACUCACUUCCUGGGAUGAAGAUGCCUGGGCCAGCAAGGACACUGAAGCCAUGAAAAGAGCUUUAGCCUUAAUAGAUUCAAAGAUGAACCAGGCAAAAGGUUGGCUGAGAGAUCCAAACGCACCUCCAGGGGAUGCUGGUGAGCAAGCAAUAAGACAGAUCCUUGAUGAAGCUGGAAAAGCAGGAGAAUUGUGUGCAGGCAAAGAACGCAGAGAGAUUCUGGGAACAUGCAAAACUCUGGGCCAGAUGACUGAUCAACUAGCUGAUCUCCGAGCUAGAGGACAGGGUGCUACGCCAAUGGCUAUGCAGAAAGCGCAGCAGGUGUCGCAAGGCCUGGAUAUGCUCACUGCAAAAGUGGAGAAUGCAGCCCGGAAAUUGGAGGCCAUGACAAACUCUAAGCAGGCUAUUGCUAAGAAGAUUGAUGCUGCUCAGAAUUGGCUUGCAGAUCCUAAUGGGGGCAGUGAAGGAGAAGAACAUAUUCGGGGAAUUAUGGCUGAAGCAAGGAAAGUUGCAGAACUAUGUGAGGAGCCUAAAGAAAGAGAUGAUAUCCUUCGUUCCUUGGGGGAGAUCUCUGCUUUGACAGCUAAGCUGUCUGAUCUGCGACGACAUGGGAAAGGUGACUCUCCUGAGGCCCGUGCAUUGGCGAAGCAAAUAGCUACAUCACUUCAGAAUUUACAGUCCAAAACAAACAGAGCUGUAGCAAAUACUAGGCCAGUUAAAGCAGCUGUCCAUUUGGAGGGCAAGAUUGAGCAAGCUCAAAGGUGGAUAGACAAUCCUACAGUUGAUGAUCGGGGAGUAGGCCAGGCAGCAAUUCGGAGUCUGGUCGCAGAAGGUCAUCGUUUAGCCAACGUCAUGAUGGGACCUUAUCGUCAAGACCUGCUUGCCAAAUGUGACCGUGUAGACCAGCUGGCUGCUCAACUUGCUGACCUCGCAGCAAGAGGGGAGGGAGAGUCUCCUCAGGCUAGGGCAAUUGCUGCUCAGCUUCAGGACUCGCUGAAGGAUCUUAAGGCACGGAUGCAAGAAGCAAUGACCCAGGAGGUUUCUGAUGUUUUUAGUGACACUACAACUCCUAUUAAGUUGUUGGCAGUAGCAGCCACUGCUCCUUCUGAUACUCCCAAUAGAGAAGAGGUGUUUGAUGAAAGAGCAGCAAACUUUGAAAACCAUGCUGCUAGACUGGGAGCAACGGCAGAAAAAGCAGCUGCAGUUGGAACUGCUAAUAAAACCACUGUGGAAGGCAUUCAGGCAACAGUGAAAUCAGCAAGGGAACUUACCCCACAGGUAGUAUCAGCUGCUCGAAUUCUCUUGAGAAAUCCUGGAAAUCAAGCUGCUUAUGAACAUUUUGAGACAAUGAAAAACCAAUGGAUUGAUAAUGUAGAAAAAAUGACAGGGUUGGUGGAUGAAGCCAUUGAUACCAAGUCUCUGUUGGAUGCAUCAGAAGAGGCUAUUAAGAAAGAUCUUGAUAAGUGUAAAGUUGCAAUGGCCAAUAUCCAACCACAGAUGCUGGUAGCUGGCGCCACCAGCAUUGCUAGACGAGCAAACCGCAUCCUAUUGGUGGCAAAACGGGAGGUUGAAAAUUCAGAAGACCCUAAAUUCCGGGAGGCUGUUAAAGCAGCCUCUGAUGAACUAAGCAAAACUAUAUCACCGAUGGUAAUGGAUGCUAAAGCUGUGGCAGGAAACAUCUCUGAUCCUGGUUUGCAGAAGAGUUUCUUGGAUUCUGGAUACAGAAUUCUGGGAGCUGUGGCCAAAGUCAGAGAAGCUUUUCAGCCUCAGGAACCAGAUUUUCCCCCUCCUCCUCCUGACCUUGAGCAGCUUCAUCUGACUGAUGAGCUUGCUCCUCCAAAGCCACCACUUCCAGAAGGUGAGGUUCCCCCACCCAGACCACCACCACCUGAAGAAAAGGAUGAAGAGUUCCCAGAGCAGAAAGCAGGAGAAGCUAUUAAUCAGCCCAUGAUGAUGGCUGCUAGGCAGUUGCAUGAUGAAGCACGAAAAUGGUCUAGCAAGGGUAAUGACAUCAUUGCUGCUGCUAAACGAAUGGCGCUGCUAAUGGCAGAGAUGUCACGCCUGGUGAGAGGAGGCAGUGGAAACAAGCGUGCCCUUAUUCAGUGUGCGAAGGAUAUUGCUAAGGCCUCAGAUGAAGUCACUCGACUGGCCAAAGAGGUGGCCAAGCAAUGCACUGACAAACGCAUUAGAACAAACCUCUUGCAGGUCUGUGAGCGAAUCCCAACCAUCAGUACACAACUCAAAAUUCUUUCCACUGUCAAAGCUACCAUGCUGGGCAGGACUAAUAUCAGUGAUGAAGAAUCAGAACAAGCAACUGAGAUGUUGGUUCAUAAUGCCCAGAACCUCAUGCAGUCUGUAAAGGAAACUGUGAGAGAAGCUGAAGCAGCAUCCAUUAAGAUAAGAACAGAUGCUGGAUUCACUCUUCGCUGGGUCAGAAAGACUCCAUGGUAUCAGUAGACACGAGCCACAUAAGUAUUGUCUUCUGCAACAUAAAAUGUCUUUUUUUGGAAACGGAAGAUUUAUUAACAGCAAAAGGUGCUGUAUACGUGAGCUUAAAAUUAGCUUAUGCUAAUGCCCCAUUCUAAGGGUAUGAAUUAUAAGAGAAUGCAUUUCAAAUAUCUUCAGAACACAUUUGAUAUCAAACACCUCAAAAUCGUUUCUGAUAGUAGACAGUUCUUACCUUUUUUUUUGCUUUUGAAGAUUCUCUUGAAAUCUGUAAUCCCAGAAGCACAUUUCAUUUAUGCACUGCAUAUUCCAGUAGUUUCCAUGUGAUGGUAUAAUACAUGCACCUCACUUUAAGCUUGUGUUGGGAGUCUGGGACACUAACAGUGUUAUUUGGCAGUGAUUUAGGGACAAUCAAGGAUAUAUAAAAAUUCACCUCUUCAACAGGAUUUUAGCUGAUUGUUCUUAAACCAUUCAGAAGUGGUAGAAGGUUUGGAUUUUUUAAAAAGAAAAAAGGGGUGGGAAGGGGAAAGCCAUUCUAAGAUGAGGAUUAAAAUCCCCCUGCUGAAAUUAUUUUUAAAAAUUUUUAUUUUCCUGUUGAUUUUUGCUUGGCAUCACUACUUCAGUAAAAACUGGAGCUGUCUGUCACCCUCCUGUCACCCUGUAGGUAUGCAUUUCAGAACUUGUGCUGUACUGAAAUGCUUCUAGGUGGAUGUUGGUAGCACAAGGUUGUCAGCCUGAGCCUUACUGCUGGAGUCCUUAAUUCAUGCAGCUCUCCUUAUUGCUCAAUUUAGUGAUGUAUUGGGCUGAAAAAAUAUAGUUCUCUUAAGCUAGCUACAUGCCCAGGUCCAGAAAAUGUCGCACGCCAGCUCUUUCUUUUCAAAAACCAAAUGCGCACAAGCACAUGCAAUUAUUAUUAUUUUCCAUCUAAUGUUAUUGUGCCCACUCAAGAUGGAAAUUAAAAGAUUAAGAAUACUAAAUUCGAAAGACCUUUUGCCAACUGCAUGUUUCCAGCAAUGCAAUAGUAGUGUGUAAGCUUUUGGAAACCCAAGCACUGCAGGGAUGUGAAACUCCUUAGAUAGCGAGAUGGCUUCCAGCAAAGAGCAGUUCCUAAUGCUAAACAAAAUCAGUAAAAAUAUCUGAGUAAAACAUAUUUGGAGUUUGGAAAUUCAAAAGUUUUUGAAGUCUUAGUAAAUUGAACAUGUUACUUUAUAUUUUAAAAAACAAAACACACUGUUGAUAAAAUAGGCUUCAAAAGUUUUUAUCCUUCCAUUAUUUAACAUGCCUUCCUGUAUAUAGUUAUGUUUAUUUGCUCCGUUGUCUCUUUUGGCAUUUAACAGAUAGGGGGGAAUUACAGUUUUAGAACGGAUCUCCGUACAUUUGCAAGGGGCAUUUGCAAACUUGUGCCCAAAUCAGCUUGGACCUCAUGAUGUCCUCUUAAUUUUCAUUUGCUGAAAAGUUGUUGCAUGACCUUUAAUAUAGUGCCCUUGUUAGACUGAUUUUUUUUUCCACAGCUUAAAGGAAGAGAGAGAGAACAGUCAGCUGUUCUUUGCCUGUCCGUGACACUCAGACUUUCUCCCCUUGCCCCUUCAUUGCACUGUUAUCUAAAAAGGGAAGUUAAAGUGAUUAUAAUACAUCUGCCUCAAACUAAUUGACCUUAGCAAGAAAAAGCGUGUCUUCAUCUUCAACUCACUCCUGGUGUCUGGGUAUUAUGAAACACAUGGUACUUAGGAUCUUUCCUUAGUAUUCUCUUCCUGUGAUUACCUGGAACAGGAGGAGUAAGGAAGGAGUGCCAGAGCCUUAACCUGAAUGUCUUGCGUUUGGUUGGUUUAUACCAGAUCUCUAACAUAAUUGUAAUGUAGUAAUUUCUAUUUAAUAGUAAAUAACACUGAAUAGGUAGGGGUUAUUUUUAAGGGAUUUUCUAAAUAGUCUUCCUGCAUUUCAAUACUCCUCACACUCCCACCCCUCUCAGCCCCCCAAACCCUCUUUCAAGCUUCUCUGUGUUUUUUUUUAGUAUCACUGUUUAGUUGCUUGACUGAUAUUAACGCAAUAUUACUAAUGCCUUUAAUACAUAAUUGUUUAUGCCAAAGAUCACUUUUUGUUUAUUGAGUAAUGUUUGCAGGAAAGUUAUAAAUCAUGGUUGCCUUUGACAUUCUUCCAGAAUGUUUGCUGUAAGUUCUUAAAUUGUUUUGUAGAAGCUGAGAUACUCAUUCACCUUAUGCAGUUAUUGCUUUUUUGAACACUAUUGGUCUUCAGACCUGAAAUGCAGCAGAAAUUUGAAAAAAGACCAUGAAUGUCAUUUAGAAAUGUUUUACCACUAUAAAACUUUGUUUAUAAACCAAAAUGUGUUGUAUAGUCUAAUGUUUUCAACCUUUUUCUUUGGUUCUGUUAAAACAAUAAAAAUGCAUUUGUACAAAA